Messenger RNA from Effrenium voratum, 882 nucleotides. NCBI's taxonomy places the organism in Eukaryota, Dinophyceae, Suessiales, Symbiodiniaceae. The record is from the annotation of a GenBank genome assembly.
AUGCGAACACAGCUCAAAAGGCUACAGCAGACUAUGGAGAAUGCCAUUGUGAGAACAGCGCCACAGAUGAAUGCCCGAGAAGUGUCCAAUGUCAUUUGGGCAGUGGAAAAGCGGUACGCACAAGAUCCUGAUUCUGAAUGUCCUUCAAGGCUGGUGCCUGUGCUGGCAGGGCGGUUACCAGCUGUGAUUUCAGUCAUGGAGGGUCAAAGUGUCGCCAACGUGAUUUGGGCAGCGGUAAAGCUUGCCACCAGCGGUGCAUCUCAAGAUUUGCUAAUUCUGCUGCCUUCUCUAGUGGACAGGGCACAAGAAGUUGCUUCUGUCAUGAAUGCCCAAGAUAUAUCUAAUGUGAUUUGGGCGACUGGACAGCUUGUUGCUGAUCCCAUCCAUUCCUCCGCAUCCCAGAGGCUGCGUGAGCUGCUGCCGGAUGUGGUAGUUCGAGCAAGAGAUGUGCUGCCUGUUGCCAAUCCGCAAUCACUCGCAAACUCGUGCUGGGGCCUGGCAUUGUGUGAUUACCAUGAUGAAGGCUUGCUGCAAGCCGUGGCAUCCAAAGUGGUAGCUGAAGCUGCUGCAUGGCAGCCACGCGGAGCUGAGCUGGACUUGCCCUCAGUGAUUUUCGCUUUUGCCAGGCUGAAGCGUACGGGUCAUGAUGACAUGCUGGGCGUUGCAGCUGAAAAGCUCGUGCCCAUGCUUCUCAGAAUCAAUGACUGGGGCCUUUGUGCCUUGACCUGGUCCUACUCGGAGCUGGAUUUCAGCAACAACUUCCUCUCGUUUCGUCACAGUUUGGAGGCGGAGGUUGCGCGCCGUGGGUUCUCAGAUCAGGACGUUGAGCGCAGUCGCCAGGGGCCUGAGACAUGGCGUAAGCACCCUGGGCACUCAAUCUAA